GCGGGAGUGGCCCCAGAAGUUCCGUGCGUUGCGCGUCCCCAGCCCGAGGCAAAGCAGGAGAAAAUCCCGGGUUGGCGCAUCCUCUGGAGGGUGGGCAGUCGGUUUGCGCUUGGCCAGGACUCCAGGGCGGUCAGGCGCCAGGGGGCGGGGGCUGCGGGCCGGAGGCAGCGAGGCCGGGGCGGGCCCGCUGGCGCGGCAUUUAAACCCAGCUGCUGCCGACUGGGACGCACCGUCCUGUGCCCUUCUCUGUCCGCCUCGCCGCCUCCCUCGGGUGCCAGCAGGCAAAAUGCGGUCCUCCUUGGCUCCGGGCAUCUGGCUGCUCCGCACCUUCUCCAGAGACAGCUGGUACCGAGGCUUCAUCCUGCUGCUCACCUUCUUAAUUUAUGUCUGCUUUCACAUGUCCAGGAAGCCCAUCAGUGUGGUGAAGAGCCGUUUACACCAGAACUGCUCAGAGAUAAUCCAGCCCCCCAAUGCCACCCACGAUGCCAACGACACCACGUGGUGCAACUGGUCUCCGUUUGACCAGAACAACUACAAGGAGUUACUGGGGGGCGUGGACGAUGCCUUCCUUGUGGCCUAUGCCAUCGGCAUGUUUAUCAGUGGGAUUUUUGGGGAGCGGCUGCCCCUGCGUUAUUACCUUACGGCUGGAAUGCUGCUCAGCGGCCUUUUCACCUCACUCCUGGGCAUGGCAUAUUUCUGGGACAUCCACGAGCUCUGGUACUUUGUGGUCAUUCAGAUCUGUAAUGGCCUCGUCCAGACCACGGGCUGGCCCUCGGUUGUGACCUGUGUUGGCAACUGGUUUGGAAAGGGGAAGCGGGGCUUCAUCAUGGGCAUCUGGAAUUCCCACACAUCCGUGGGCAACAUUGUGGGCACCCUGCUCGCCGGCGUCUGGGUGAGCGGGCCCUGGGGCCUGUCCUUCGUGGUGCCAGGCAUCAUCAUCGCCGCCAUGGGAGUCUUCACCUUCCUCUUCCUCAUUGAGUACCCAGAAGAUGUGGACUGCAGCCCCCCUCAGCACCACGGUGAGCUGGAAGAAAAUCAGAACAACCCCGAGGACCCUGGGAGUAACCCCUACUCUCACCAGGAGCGCAGCCUGGAGGCGGCGGGAUCCUCCAAGGAGCCGAGCGCUCAGCCGGCUGCCAUCAGCUUUUGGGGGGCACUCAUGAUCCCGGGCGUGAUCGAGUUCUCUCUGUGUCUGCUGUUCGCCAAGCUGGUCAGCUACACCUUCCUCUACUGGCUGCCCCUCUACAUCUUCAACGUGGCUCAGUUCAGCUCCAAGGAGGCAGGGGACCUGUCCACGCUCUUCGACGUCGGCGGCAUCAUGGGCGGCAUCCUGGCAGGGCUCAUCUCCGACUACACCAAUGGCAGGGCCACCACCUGCUGCAUCAUGCUGAUCUUGGCUGCCCCCCUGCUGUUCCUGUACAACCACUUUGGCCAGAACGGGAUCACCAUCACCAUAGUCAUGCUGGUCAUCUGCGGGGCCCUGGUCAACGGCCCCUACUCGCUCAUCACCACUGCUGUCUCAGCUGACCUAGGGACUCACAAGAGCCUGAAGGGCAACUCAAAGGCACUGUCCACUGUCACGGCCAUCAUCGACGGCACCGGGUCCAUAGGCGCGGCCCUGGGGCCCCUGCUGGCCGGGCUCAUUUCCCCCAUGGGCUGGAACAACGUCUUCUACAUGCUCAUCUCCGCAGACAUCCUGGCCUGCUUGCUCCUCUGCCGGUUGGUGUACAAAGAGAUCCUGGCCUGGAAGUCAGCCCUGAGCAAAGAUACCGGGUAUAAAGAAAUAUGAGGCCCUGGAUGAAAAGAAGCACAGAAGGCCCCGCCUGAGUCCCCAAGUGCUCCCCCGGGCCAGACAGCCCAAGUACCACAGACUGCUGCGGCCAAGCCCGCUGAUAGGACGCCAGCCAGCCCAGCGCUGCGCUCAGGGCCGCUUGGGGGCUGGGGGAGCCUCUGCAGGAAGAGGAUGCCAGGCAGAGGGACAGGCUGGAGCUGAGGGACAGCGGUGCCUCCGUCCGGUGGAGGGAAACAUCUGCCCAGACCCCUGCUGCUUCACAUUCCAGGACAGAAGGCAGAGGCUGCAGGGCCGGGGCCCCGAAAUGGCCCAGCUGUCCUUUCUGUGUGAAGUCUGAACACCUUCCCAUGGGGCUCUGACCCGAUUGCGGGGCUACCCAGGCUCUCUUCAUCCCUUGGUCCACCAGCCAUUCUGUCCCUGUUUGAUCCUACUUCUCACUCCUGACCCGCCUGGGUUAAAGGAAGGGCUGUCUGUAUCCUCUGGGGUCAGGGUGAGGGGGGAGCUGGAGCCCUCACUUUGGGCCGGUGCCUGUGCCACCCCAGAGAGUGAGGGCCUCCCCGGCUCCCUGCACCUCCUCCCGCCCACCCUGCUCCUGCCCUCCACGUCUGGAGCAAAGACAACACCUGGAGGCAGUGCUGAGGGGUGGGGAGCCGGGGCCAGGACUGAAAAUACCAGUUUGUGUUAUGUAUGAUAAAAACACCAG
Artibeus jamaicensis (Jamaican fruit-eating bat) is the source of this 2495-nucleotide messenger RNA. It is a transcript of the gene SLC37A2, whose product is annotated as solute carrier family 37 member 2. Gene Ontology annotation, cellular component: endoplasmic reticulum membrane. The transcript is spliced from 18 exons. Lineage: Eukaryota; Metazoa; Chordata; Mammalia; Chiroptera; Phyllostomidae. Gene Ontology annotation, molecular function: glucose 6-phosphate:phosphate antiporter activity. Gene Ontology annotation, biological process: glucose-6-phosphate transport; phosphate ion transmembrane transport. The record is from RefSeq and is a predicted model, not a curated record. Bases 287 to 1789 code for a protein of 500 amino acids.